GUACAUUCCGCCCGAGUUCAAGAUGCCGCGUGUGCGUGCGCUGGUUGACUCGCAGACCGACGUGGCGUACGAUGACGAUGACGAGGAGUAUGGAGAUGAGGACGACGAGGUCGGCGACUACGGCCACCACCCAGUGGACCGGUACAGCGAGCAAACGCUGGCCUACAACUAAAAUUAGGGCCGGUUUUUGUUGUAGCAGCCUGAGAAUGCGGAGACGAAGAUGCAUUCUUGGCUGAUAUUCCUGUAUAUCCGCGGCUAUUUCUUGAGCUGGCAAAUGGCUGGUGGUCCUAUGUGUCCCCGCACUAUGCAGUUCCGACAAAUGUGGAGAGGCGAGCAUCUCUUCUUUUUUGUCUCCAGAGUGCAGAAAAUAAACAUUCACUUUCCUCUCGCCUGGGACCUGCGUGCUGUGGGAGGGAUAUCCCUCUGGCUUGCAGCAUACAAAAGGCGGGAUGUCUGGAGUCGCUACUAUUGCUGGCCUCUGCUGCUGAAAAGUACAUUCCACUGCCUCUCUUACAUCUUGCACUCACAUACAUUUAUAUCGUAUCACCAUAUGCUUUUAAAAUCGCUCUACGCACUCGUAGUGCCAGCGGUGCUUGCCUUUGACGUCAACCUGGUGUGGGACGUUCCUGACAACGCGCUAGACCUCACGCAGGCGUCCGCACACGUAGCACUGAACUCAUCGUCGUCGCCAAUCGGUACUGAGUGGAUUGGCGUCGGGUGGGACUCUGGCGCCAUCUCCCUGCAAAAGCUGCGCGACAAUUCGCUCGCAGUGAUUCUGCAGGUGCGCACACCGACAAACGAGAGCACUGUGCGUGCAGGGCGGGUCACCGAAUACGCAACUGCACACUACAUUGACAAGGAGGACAAGCAGGCGCGCCAGGGCAUGUACUUGAUGUCCAAGGUCGACCACGACGACAGCAUGCAGGCCGGGUACUCGCUCAAAGUUGUUGCACACUACAACAUGGUGUCUAACAACACCAUCUACCAGGGCCUGUGGAGCGACGGCGAUAUCUGGACCUACAUGGGAUCGAUAAUCCUGCAGCACCCGAGCAAGGGAAGUAUCAAGGACGAGGUCUCCAAGGCGCUCGAGGAGGCUGCCAAACCAGAUAGCCACGCGAUGGUCGGCGGUGACGACAGGACCAGAGUAUCAGCUGAGGGCAGUGGCAGCUCAGCGCAGUCUACCGAUGCUCCCAAGGACCCGCUGGGUGGAGCCAAGCCGCCCGAGACCCUGGCCACCUGCGAGAUCAACCGCGAGGCAUCAGGCCGAAUCCGGCCAGUCUGUAGGUUUAUUCGCCAGCUGCCGAUGGUGCCGUCGUUCAGCAAGCCGUUCUCGGGCGUGCGGCGCACUGCCGGUGGCGAUCCAAAGUCGGAGCGGGCCGGAGUCUUCAAGGACCUGGUUCUGAAGAGCAGACUUGCAGAUGUCUAUGAUAUCUCGGGAGCCAAGUGCGUUAGUCAUAACCGCGGCAAAGACGAUAUUGCGUCGUGCCAGAGAGACCCGAAUAGCCCAGAGUUUUAUAUUGCAAUUGAUGGCGGAGCAGAUGGCGUCAGAGGCGAGCAGUCGGAGCGGUCUGUUAUUGUUGAGGGCGAAGAUCCCGACAAGGAGUUUGAGGAGGAACGCAGUCUGAUGCACCAUGACACCGCAUCAAAACUGCCUGAGGUCAACAUCAUAUGAGCUUCAGCUAGAUCGCUCAGCACUUGGCGGCUGGGCAUACCAGCUGAACCCAACGCGCAGUCGGGGUAGAGGAUGGCCUUCAUCCGGGUAGCUGGGGUUUAUUAGUUUAUUAGCCAACACUUGUCAUGGAAAAAGAAAGGAGCAUGGUCAUCAUUGGGGCUGGGCCAACCGACACCCGGCCUAUAUGCCACAUAUGCAAAA
Molecule: messenger RNA, 1873 nt
Organism: Linderina pennispora
Lineage: Eukaryota; Fungi; Kickxellomycota; Kickxellomycetes; Kickxellales; Kickxellaceae
Exons: 1
Coding region: 221-1672 (483 amino acids)
Source: RefSeq, a predicted model, not a curated record